Messenger RNA from Closterium sp. NIES-67, 508 nucleotides. NCBI's taxonomy places the organism in Eukaryota, Viridiplantae, Streptophyta, Zygnematophyceae, Desmidiales, Closteriaceae. The record is from the annotation of a GenBank genome assembly.
GUUAAUAACAUACUCGAUGAUUCGGUUCGAGUGGACAUAUGACAAGUUCCUAUGGUACCUGCUGUUCCAGUUUCUCACUCUCCUCUAUUUCACAUGUUUCGGCAUGAUGACGAGCUCCAUCACCCCGGCUGAAGGGCUCGGAAUGCUGCUUUCGGCCUUCAUCUACUCCUUCUGGAACCUUCUCUGCGGCUUCCUCCUGCCGGCGCCGAAAAUCCCCGUGUACUGGAAGUGGUUUUAUUGGAUCAACCCUGUGGCAUGGUCUCUCUACGGCCUUGCUGCUUCCCAGUUGGGAGAUGUAACGACGCUGGUGGUGAGCACACCGGGCAUGCCACCACAGACAGUAUCGCAGUUCAUUCAGUUGUUUUAUGGCUUCUCCCACGAUUGGCUCGGCUACGCCACUGCUGCUCUCUUCGGCUCCUCCCUCCUCUUCUUCUGCGUCUUCGCCUACGCUCUCCGCAACCUCAACUUUCAGUGGCGAUGAGACAGCAAUGCCGUUUCAUCUGAUUCU